AUGACAGCGAUCUCAGACUCCGGAUCAGGCCCUUCAUUAGCCUCAGGCGCCGUCAGACAGUGCGCCGUUUUGCUGAUGCACCUCAUCCGCAUUCUGGAGUCUCAGCCUGGAAACCUGGUUGAUAAGCUGGACGAGAAUUUCCGACGUGUCCCUGGGUUCGGUACCUUCACGAUCCGAAAAUUUGCGGCGAAUGUGUCCGAGAUGAAGAAGCUCGCCGCCCGUGACUUCGAAGACAUCCUUCAGUGCGCUAUACCGUGUUUCGAAGGACUUCUGCCAGAGCCGCACGACAGCAAUGUCCGCAUAUUGCUCUUCACACUCGCAUACUGGCAUGGUCUCGCAAAACUCCGCAUGCACACUGACUCUUCGUUGGCUUUACUCGACACAGCUACGACUGCACUUGGUGAGGCUCUGCGACAAUUCGAAGCGGUAACUUGCCCUGCCUUUACUACCCAGGAGUCAUCGGCUGAGUACAGCAAACGAAUGCGCAAUCAUGCCCGGCUCGUAACCAGAGGUCUCGCCCCAGCCCAAUCUGCUCCGUCUGGUCGGCGGCCGCGCACUUUCAAUAUGAAGACGCCGAAGACGCACUUCCUUGGCGAUUAUGUCGCAAACAUCCGUGCAACCGGAACAACAGACUCUGGGUCAACACAGACGGGCGAGUUCAAGCACUGUGAUAUCAAGAGGCGCUAUGCUCGUACCAACAAGAAGGAUGCGGAUGAACAGCUCGUAGCGCAGGACGUCAUUACCUCCAAACUGAACCACAUGGCUGAUGAGCUCCACGACAUCGGUGUCGAUGUUCCGAGUACACGCUCAACAGUCCAGCUUAUCGAUGACGAGGCCACAGACCCGUCUGCUGUGCAAGAGCAUCAUCGUAUUGCCGUCGAGCAACGUAACACAGUCUAUCUUAGUCAACUCAUCGCUGACCACCCCGACGACCCUGCUCUGCACUCGUUUGUGCAUGACCUCAGGACGCAUCUCCAUUCUCGGCUUCUGGCAACAGAUCCCUCGUGGCCUGCAGAUGCUGCCCUAAUCCUGGAUCGUAACUGUCUCUUCGCCCAUGCUACAGCACGUGUCAACUUCACUACCUACGACUUACGUCGAGCACAGGACAUCAUUCAUGUCGGGACCGAUAAGUGCUUUGUCAUGGUGCACACACCUGGGAGCGCUGACGGCUCACUCUAUCCGUGGACAUAUGCGCAGGUCCUUGGCAUAUACCAUGCUAACGUCCUUCGCCCAGGCUCAACUAGCAAGCUGCGGAUGGAGCUCCUCUGGGUCCGGUGGCUCGAACGCGACCAAACUUGGUCAAGCUCGGCAAACGACUUUAGGCUUCCCCGGGUCUCUUUCUUGCCGUCCACGUCCCCUGAUGCAUUUGGCUUCAUAGAUCCUGCUGAUGUUCUUCGUGCGUCGCAUCUGAUUCCUGGUUUUCACUAUGGCCGAACGUUCUCGCUGCUUGGCCCCUCUCUCGCUCGCAAUGUGGCAGGAGACUGGCGUUAUUAUUAUGUCAACAGGUUUGUUGACCGAGACAUAGUCAUGCGCUAUGUGGGCCUAGGAGUUGGCCACCUGACAUGUCGUGCUCAAACGGUGGACAAGCUCGAUGUCGAAAUUGUGUUCUCUGCAUGCACUGCCGACCCGGAACCGCCAUCGUCUCCCCAAGUCGGCAGUGCCGAGUCCGAGUCAGCAACUGAUAGCAGCAUGGUUGCAUGCCCUCUGGAUGAAGAAGACGAAACGAGCCAAGACGAGUAUAGCUCCGAUGAAGAUCGACUACUCGCCGACCUGCAAGGCGAUGAAUCGGAUGCUAGCGCCUUCGAAGACGACCUCUAG
Molecule: messenger RNA, 1818 nt
Organism: Fomitopsis serialis
Lineage: Eukaryota; Fungi; Basidiomycota; Agaricomycetes; Polyporales; Fomitopsidaceae
Exons: 4
Coding region: 1-1818 (605 amino acids)
Source: RefSeq, a predicted model, not a curated record